CCGAGCGUGGAACCGCGGCAGCUGCAUCCCCUGCAGGCUGGCGGGCCGCCACUGGCAGGAGAAAGGACACAAGGCCUGCGUGGUGGGAAAGCAUGGGAGACGUCGCCUUCCUACGGGGCGAGAAGGUCUCCCUACAGUCUUUGGAGACCAGAUGGAUGGAGGUAUCCGUUUCAGGAACAAGGCGGCUGCUCCUGAGGCCUGGCUCCGCACGGAGGCUCCUGGGUCCCGCGCGCCCUCUCCCUACCCGCUGUAGCCAGAGCUGCUUCACACAUCUCAGCUGGCUUCCUCUUCCGCCUCUGCCUCCUCUUCCUCCCCAGCCGUCCUUGGAACAGCAAGGUCCCCAGCCCGUGGGAAAGACCUAGCCUCCUCUACAGCACUUGUAGAGGGAGUCGGAUAGACGUCUCUUAACACCAGGAGGACAGAGACACCUUCCCUUGCUGCUUCUCUUGGCGCAGCCGGUCCAGGGGGCUGGCUCAGGGCCCAGGACUCCUCGCUCCUCCUGGAGGGCCUGGGUCGCGUGGCCCAGGAGCUGGCCACAUGGGCAUCUCCCGCACUGCUCCUCAGGGAACGGGAGGCAUUAUCCUGCAGGGCCCACUCUUACCCAUGAAAGACGCUCGGGAAAUGCUCCCGCGGAAGCCGGAGCUCUGCGCGUUUGACCACUUCGGGGUUAAGUUUCCGUCCGCCCAUCCUUCCUUUGGAGGGUCUUGGGGGAGAGGAGAAAUGCUCGAGGACGAUGCGCUUUGCAGCGUCUCAACCGAGACCAGAGGAAAGGAGGGUGCGUCUUCCUGGAAGAAGGUGGCCCGAGGCCUGCGAUCGCAGGGAGGCUCGCGGAGCGGGAGCGCCCUCUCUCCGCCGAGCUAUCCAGCGGCUUGCAGCAUCCCACCUGGCGGACUCCUCUUCCUCUCGCUUCUCCUACUGCGGGUCUUCUAUCCUGGUGUUCAUUGAAUGCCUAUCUUCCUUUUGUGCCUCGGAACCUCUCACGCCCGCCACAAGUUACUGAUUUCCUUGGUUGUUCUGAACUUUAAAUAAGGUAAUGCAUGCAAGAGUGCCAUAAAUGCUCAGUAAUUGUCAUGUUAUUAUUUUCAUCAGUAACAUCAUCUGAGUCAUCAGUAUUGUCUUUUUAACAGCUGCGUUUUUCAUCGUCCGUAUAUAGUCACAUACAUUUGAACACUUUGUAAUUAUUGAGUAAUAAAUUCGUUCUGCUAUUUUACAAUAAAAAAUAAUGCCGCAGAAUGUAUUCUUACACAUAUACCUUGGCAGAUGUAGGACAGAGGCUCUUCUUUUACCCAUCCUGUGGCUAACCUAUCAAUGUAUACACCUUUAAUGAGAUUUUGCCAGCAGUCAAAGCCUUCAGGGAAAAUGUCCCUAGCUCUUUACCACAUCGGAUCAAGGACUCUGGACAAUUGGCACAACAUCCUGGAAUCGCUGAAACGGAGAUAUUAUUCUCUGCUCUCCUCUGUUGACUGUGUCUUUUCACGACGUCUUAAUGACAGUGCUGGCGACAAGAGUGUAACCAUGUCAGUGUUCUCCUGCUGUUCUUGCCUGUGUGGGUCUUCUCCCAAACCCGACUUUCCUCCAGCAGCUGCACUGAAAAAGGGGAGGGGGCUGCGGGGUGGGGGGUGGGGCGGUGGGAAGGGGAGGGGAGGGGAGGAGGAAAUAAACUGAAUAGGGAGGAAGCUUCUCACAGGCCAGGAGAAGGUAAGGACGGGAGUCAAAGACAGAAUUUUCUUCAGCAAACAGUAAAAGGGGAAAUUUGCAGAAGCUAAGAGUUUUUAAACCCUUUGCUCCAUCACAUAAGUAAUCCCUGAUUUUCUGUUACACAAAUCAGCACUCCUAGUCCUCCCUCCCUCCUCACCCCCAAUUCUGAUUCCUGUUUACAAAGAAUGUUCAAAAGCAAGGAAUUAUGUAUAACAGUUCCCAGUUUACUCAGGAAAUUUUCAGAUUACAAAGAGACAUUACAAAUAAACAAGUGAAGAGAAGAACCUUGGUGGGUCCAACAUAGUAUGGCCAUCAUUUUAUACUCAAAAUAUAGAAAGACAACCUCAGAAUAAGAAAACUUUUAGAAUUGAAUAAAUCAAGUUUAUUAUUAAAACGCAAAG
Messenger RNA from Macaca mulatta (Rhesus monkey), 2099 nucleotides. Lineage: Eukaryota; Metazoa; Chordata; Mammalia; Primates; Cercopithecidae. The record is from RefSeq and is a predicted model, not a curated record.